AUGGGGAACCAGCCGUCUGCGCUUCUCGACACCAUCGCCUCCGGCUCGAAUUUCGACCGCGAGGAGGUGGACAGACUGCGAAAGAGGUUCAUGAAGCUUGACAAGGACAACUCAGGCACCAUCGAGCGCGACGAAUUCCUAGCCCUCCCCCAGAUCUCCUCGAACCCUCUGGCAACACGAAUGAUCGCCAUCUUCGACGAGGACGGUGGCGGUGACGUCGACUUCCAGGAGUUUGUCUCGGGUCUCUCGGCCUUCAGCAGCAAAGGCAAUAAGGAAGAGAAGCUGCGCUUCGCCUUCCGCGUCUACGACAUCGACCGCGACGGCUACAUCAGCAAUGGCGAGCUCUUCAUUGUGCUUAAGAUGAUGGUUGGCAGCAACCUGAAGGACCAGCAAUUACAGCAAAUUGUCGACAAGACCAUCAUGGAAGCCGACCUGGACCGCGACGGCAAGAUCAGUUUUGAGGAGUUCACAAAGAUGGUUGAAAACACAGACGUUUCUAUGAGCAUGACUCUGGACCAGUUCUAAGCCGAAUUCCUAAUGAUGAGAUGGCAUACUGGGCAUCCUUCCCGGCGAGGCGUUUGUGGUGUUUUGGGCCGAAUUGGACGGCCUUGACGAAAUCUGUUCCAUCAAUACACGAUCAACUUCUCCACGCG
Molecule: messenger RNA, 653 nt
Organism: Didymella exigua CBS 183.55
Lineage: Eukaryota; Fungi; Ascomycota; Dothideomycetes; Pleosporales; Didymellaceae
Product: calcineurin subunit B
Exons: 4
Coding region: 1-525 (174 amino acids)
Molecular function (GO): calcium-dependent protein serine/threonine phosphatase regulator activity; calcium ion binding
Source: RefSeq, a predicted model, not a curated record